Molecule: messenger RNA, 855 nt
Organism: Poecilia latipinna (sailfin molly)
Lineage: Eukaryota; Metazoa; Chordata; Actinopteri; Cyprinodontiformes; Poeciliidae
Product: hemoglobin embryonic subunit alpha-like
Exons: 4
Coding region: 238-672 (144 amino acids)
Biological process (GO): oxygen transport; hydrogen peroxide catabolic process
Cellular component (GO): haptoglobin-hemoglobin complex; blood microparticle; hemoglobin complex
Molecular function (GO): organic acid binding; oxygen carrier activity; peroxidase activity
Source: RefSeq, a predicted model, not a curated record
UCUUGUUAAAAGCACAAUUACUGCUCAUCCUUAUUUUUAUUUAUUAGUAGUUGAUUUUGUGUCUUCAGAGCUUUACUCCUCUUCUGCAAGAACCCAGAAACCGUUGAUCAGGAUUACUCAGCCCGCCUCCCGUGGACCGUUUCAGGGGAGGUGCUGCUGGGUGUUUCCUCUGCUGCCUCUCAGACAAGUAGCUCUCGCGCUUAGCUGGUUAGUUAGUUGGUUAUUGAAACAGCCAAAAUGACUAGUCUUACUGCCAAGGACAAGGACACCGUCAAAGCCUUCUGGGGAAAGAUUUCUCCCAAGGCAGCAGCCAUUGGAACAGAUGCUCUUGUCAGGAUGCUGUCGGUUUACCCACAGACCAAGACCUACUUCUCCCACUGGAAGGACAUGAGCCCCGGCUCUGCUCCAGUGAAGAAGCACGGAGCCACGGUGAUGGCUGGAGUAGCUGACGCUGUGGCUAAAAUCGAUGACCUCACUGCAGGUCUGCUCAACCUGAGCGAGCUGCACGCCUUCAAGCUGAGAGUGGACCCGGCCAACUUUAAGAUUCUUGCCCACAACAUCCUUGUGGUUUUGGCCAUCAGCUUCCCCAAAGACUUCACCCCCGAGGUCCACGUGGCCAUGGAUAAGUUCCUGGCUGCCGUGGCUCUGGCUCUGUCUGAGAAGUACAGAUGAACGCCUGGAGAGGAGAUCCAGACACCUGAAUUCACCUUGUGUGAUCAAUAAAUGCAUGGCUGAAAAAGAAAAAAACGCAAAAUGUUGACUUCUGGUUCUUUACUGAAGAUUUGUGUUCUGUUUUCGCAGAAAAGAUGCAAUUUUUAAGAGAAGAAAGGUUGCAAUAUCUUGGUCUUGUGUGAA